AUGAAACUUGAAGCCUUCUUGCGUACAUCAUCUAAUAAGAGCUAUCAAGUUUGGGCAUCCAAAUCGGAUUAUCAUGAACUGAUUGGAGCAGCUCUAAAGAAAGUUGCAAUUUGUGACAUUGCUGGUGCCGAAAAGAUUCUCCGGGAAGCCCAGAAACUAGAUUCGAGCCGACCAGAGGCCUUUCAGAACCUUUCUGGAUGCUUUGAGACAUCCUCGAGGGACAGUGAAGCCAUUGAAUACUCUAUGGAAGCGUGCAAACGUUGGGCUGUUGCAGGAUUAACAGGCAUGCUUGACAAUUUUUAUGAAAAGAAAAAUGUGGCGCUUGUGGGGUGGGCAAACAGCAUCUUCUUCCUUGCCGACAAGUUUGCGAAGGACAACGAGGGGCUUAGAAAGCCGAGCUGGUGGCGACAAGAUGGAAUGCUCAAGAGAGUUACAAAAUUGACACUUGCAGCAAUCUUAGCAGAUGAAGAGACAGCCCCAAUCACCAUUUUUAAAAUGAGAUGCAUUAGGGCAUGGACACUCUCUGGUAUUAUCAGUCAGGGGUUCUCUUGUGCGUACAUGAAAUUCGAGCUUGCAGUUCCUGAAGACCGCACUCCUGAAGAGCUCGUGGAAGCAUCAACUCUUCAAUAUUUUGUCCGAAGGCAUUGA
Molecule: messenger RNA, 648 nt
Organism: Seminavis robusta
Lineage: Eukaryota; Bacillariophyta; Bacillariophyceae; Naviculales; Naviculaceae
Source: the annotation of a GenBank genome assembly